Messenger RNA from Penicillium diatomitis, 2766 nucleotides. RefSeq lists its product as uncharacterized. The record is from RefSeq and is a predicted model, not a curated record. Lineage: Eukaryota; Fungi; Ascomycota; Eurotiomycetes; Eurotiales; Aspergillaceae. The coding region runs from base 1 to 2766 and encodes 921 amino acids. The transcript is spliced from 5 exons.
AUGGUCAAAGUAGACGUCCGAAGGGACUAUUACGCUGAUCUAGGCCUCCAACCCAGCGCGGAGGCCGAAGACAUCAAGAAGCAAUUUCGCAAAUUGGCCUUAAAGUUUCAUCCUGAUCGAAAUCAGGGCCACGAGCAAGAAGUGAUCGCAAAGUUUCAGGCCAUACAAGCCGCCCAUGAAGUUCUCAGCGACUCCCAACAGCGACUCAAGUAUGAUACGGAGCGCCUGCGUGCAGGAUACGGCAAGCUCUACGGGCCAACCAAGAAUGCCGCUCGCAGCAAACCCCAGCCUAGUUAUCAAAAGACCUACUCUCCUACCCCUCCAAAACCACAAGCAACGAGCGCCUCUUCAAGUAAUAGACCGCAAGCGACUUCAAGUGGACCCUCGGCCGGUGCAGCUCGAUACGCUUCCCACGCUCGUGCAGGUCACGAGCAAUGGCAAAAACCGCAGGAUCAAUCGCAAACCAGGGCGGACGCUUACAAGGGGUUCCACAACAUGAGAGGUCAGAAUUGGCGAGGAUUCGAUCCCACGUCAGGUGCUACGCCUCGUCAACAGAACACGCCUUUUGGACAUCAAAAAGCCAAAUCCGCGUAUGAGUACUUCAAAGAAAGCGCCCAAGCCAAGAACGCAACCCAGAACACUGCGAACUCGCCCAGGAAGAGGAACGGUUAUGCGCCAGGAACCGCUGCCGGAGACGAGCCAAUGGCCGCGGGGACAAGUGCGUAUAAUAGUACUCGCAUUGACCGGCCCAGCUCCAUGUAUUUCGAUUCUGCGCCACCGCCAACAGCCAAAAAGCCAAUGAAACCGGUGGAUCCAAGCUGGCAGCCAGAGUCAGCGAGGGCGCCAUCCCCACCCUUGGCGCAGGAGUUCGAGCGUACAAGUCGCAGCUAUGCCUCUGUAGGCGGCGAGAAGACGUUCUUCGCGAGCCCCGGGUUGGGACGAUCAUCAACUACGCGCACACCUCCCGCCUCGCAACGAACCUCUGAUUUCCGCGACAAUCCUCUCGGCUCUGAUCGUAAUCAACAUGGAAGACAUCGGAGCGCAAGUCCGAAGGCAAGGUCGUACUCUUACUCAUCGACCUCGAGUGAAUUGGAUGACGAUACCACAGAGGAGGAUGUGAGACGGCCGAGUAGUUUCAAACCAAUGGCUGUUCCCAAAAGUCGUCUCAGAUCGGCCCGGACUUCGAACAUAAACCCAACGUCGAGUUCGAAUCUAGGAACUGGUGAGACAUAUUCGUCCCGGUCUGCCCACCAAGCUCGACGGUCUUCGUCAUCAACGCAGAGCCGACGUGCUCCCACGUAUAUCGAUUUGACCACUGAGAGCGACGAUCCCCAAGGCCACAAUUCAGAUAGCUCUGCUUUCGCAAAGGGCACUGCUACUUCCCAGCCGCAGAAUCUGAAUGAGAGCUCUGAUGCAAGCCAUAUGCAGCCGAAUCCCACGCCUUCAGGCCACACAGGUGCAAACAAUCUUCACAAGAAAUUCUCGGCCGAUGAUUGGCGCCAGCACCUCAGUGAGCUGAACUUUUUGGGUGCAAAACUGAAAGAACAAGCCGCACUCAAUAAGAAAUCUCCGUUGCACUCUAAUGGUCGGCCCCGAGCCAAUACCCGUGACAGCCCUAAGCAGUCUUCCACGGCGGCGGGUUUCGGAGUGGAUAGUACAGGUUCUACCGCGAAGGCGGGCUUUUUUGAAACCCAGCCACGGCAGAGCCCGACUCCGUUCGCUCAGCCGAGGUUCUUGGCGGAUAAAUGGUCGAAAGAUCUACACAAUAUCUCAUGGACGGCUGCAGAGAAAUCGGGACAGUCGGAUAGCGCAUCCUCGUCCCGUAGUCCCAACAAAUCGACAGGCAUGGGCAGCAAGGUCCGCAGCACUCCAAAGCCCGUCCAAGUGGCCAGUGACAUUGAAGAAGCUGCGCGGACAGUCAACUUCGACGGGCUUGGCCAAAAGGGCUCGCCCAUCCUAGUUGAUGAUGAGCCAAUGGACCUCGACGAAGUGGUGCCCAUACCCAGCACAUCAAACCUUGCGGAGCGCGCAGUCCGCCACUCAGGGUGCAACAGAAAAAGCACACCGCAAGGUGCACCGGGAGGCGUCACCUCGCAGCCCAUUUUCCGGUCUCCCCUGUUUGAUCUCGGCAAUUUCGGUAACACUGCCCCCUUCACCAGCACGAACAGCAGUGGCAUCGAAAAUUUGGGUGACGUGUCUGCCACCCUACCUUUCGAGUCACAAGCGAAAGUUCAAAGGACCACUACCGAGGACAUUCGCCCGCGAGCUCUUCAGCUACCGAAUCCACCCAAAAGGCCCAAGGUACCUACUCUAGUGCCAGCCGCGAUAGGCUCACAAAAGCUGGUUCUCUCGAGAGAUCAAUGGAACUACUACGUUUCUGCAAUGGGUACCUACCUGCACGAAUGGAAUCUCUUCAAUCGUCGCAUGCUUCUUCACUUCAACACACGUCAAGAUGCAGUCGAGACGGGUCUAGCACCUGGAUGGAUCAGUGCUGUCGGGGAUACAAUACGUCUGAGAAUCAACGAGGCUGAUAACGACAGCCAGCCCCAGCAGAGCACUACAGGUGACGAAUCAGGCCCCAUUGAGGCCGAUGAAUAUCUUGUGCCGGGUAGCGGCAAAGGUGGAUUCAGCGCAUACCUUCGCGGUAUCGAAGAAGAUAUUCUUGUGCGAAAGCACUGGGAGGUAGCCUGUGAGCUUCACCGUGAAUCCAUCGUGGAACUUGGCCGACUACGGGAAUGGAUUCGGAAAGGUGGUACUGUUGUGUGA